GUGGCGGUAAAUCAAGAAGAGGAGAAGUUCACCCUGUGAAGAGAGCCUCACGUGUUUCCUUCAUUUCUCCAUGCGUAUUGUGCUGUAGAAAGCAAGACAGGAGCUAAUUUAUCCAAACAAGAGAUUAAAACACUUUCUUCAGAGGAGACAGUUCACUAAACAGGUUGCCAUGUCCUCCUACACCUGCAUCAGCUGCAGAGUGGCGUUCACAGAUGGCGAGGUGCAGCGGGCGCAUUAUAAAACCGACUGGCAUCGCUACAACCUGAAGCGUAAAGUCGCCGACAUGCCGCCGGUCACCGCGGAAAACUUCCAGGAGCGAGUCCUGUCUCAGCGAGUGGCCGCGGAGAAACAGCUGAGCGAUACGGCGGCCACCGAGGGCUGUGCCGUCUGCAGCAAGAAGUUCUCCAGCAUCAACGCCUACCAGAACCACCUGCAGUCCCACAAACACCUGCAGGCGGAGAAGCAGGCGCUGCUCGCCGCCCAGAAGAAGGUGGACAAGAUGAACGAGAAGAACCUGGAGAAGGGACUCGGCGAGGAGAAGGAGGAUCGAGACGCAAGAAACGAGGCGCUGCAGCAGGUGCUGAAGGAGCAGCAACGACCCGGUCCAGCGGCUCAGGCAGAGAAGAAGCCGAGGACAGCGGAGCAGCUGGAGUGUCCUCCGAGGAUGAUGUGGCUGGAGGAGCAAGCCAAGAGGAGGGAGAAGGACACUGGAGCGACAGCAGCUGUGGAAGAAGAGUGGGAAGACGUUGAGGGGGAGGAUGAUGAUAUGGAGGAAGAGGAGGAGGAGGAUGAUGAGGAGGAAGAGGAGACGAUGGACCAGGAGGAAGGGGCUGCUGCUGCCGUCUCCGCCCCACGUCCAGCUGCUCUGCCGGGAUCCAUCCCCGUCACAGACUGCCUGUUCUGCUCACACCACUCCAAGUCUCUGAUGAAGAACGUGGCCCACAUGACGCGAGUCCACAGCUUCUUCAUCCCCGACCUCGAGUUCCUCGUCGACCUCAAGGGCCUCAUGCGGUACCUCGGUGAGUUGUGGAGGUGAAUGAACUCCAGGUGGAAGCUGCACAAUGGCUAAAACAAGCUGAUUUACGGUUCAAUCUUUUGACUGGUUUUUACAAUUCAAAGCUUUUUCUUAAUUUUUAAUACAGUUUUUAAGAUUUAAUCACAUCCUUAUUAGUGUUUUAACCUC
Trematomus bernacchii (emerald rockcod) is the source of this 1183-nucleotide messenger RNA. RefSeq names its product zinc finger protein 622-like. Gene Ontology annotation, biological process: ribosomal large subunit biogenesis. The record is from RefSeq and is a predicted model, not a curated record. The coding region runs from base 170 to 1036 and encodes 288 amino acids. The transcript is spliced from 4 exons. NCBI's taxonomy places the organism in Eukaryota, Metazoa, Chordata, Actinopteri, Perciformes, Nototheniidae. Gene Ontology annotation, cellular component: preribosome, large subunit precursor. Gene Ontology annotation, molecular function: nucleic acid binding; zinc ion binding.